AUCACCAUGCGUUUAUUUACCUUGAUCUUAGUGCUAAUACUUAGCCUCGGUUACUCUUGUGGUUACAAUUUCCUAAUGAUUCUAAAUUCCGCCGGCCGGUCGCACUUUAAUGUGGGUCAUGCCUUGGCCAAGGGAUUGGUCCAAGCUGGCCAUGAGAUCACUGUGGUUUCCGUCUAUCCACUGAAGAAACCUAUGGAUCGAUAUCACGACAUAAAUGUACCAAAUGUGUUUAAAGUCAUGGGGGGAGACAUUGCCGCCCUGUGGGAAUCCAUCCAGAAGCCACUGACCCAGAAGCUUAUUGAUCACUAUCAAAUGGGAUUCCGCAUCACAAGAGGACUUUUUGAGGACACCAAUUUCGAGGCCCUUUUGAAGAGCAACCAAACUUUCGAUGCGGUCAUUUGUGAGACCUUUUAUAAUGAUGCUCACUAUGGUUUGGCAGAGCAUUUCAAUGCCCCACUAAUUGGAUUGAGCACUGGUGGAGGUCUGACUUUUAUCACAGAUAUGGUUGGUUCUCCCGCCCCAGCUUCGUUUGUGCCUCAUAUAAUGUUGCCCUUUAACGAUCACAUGUCGCUUUACGAACGCCUUCUCAACGUAGCUUUCUUGGCCUAUGAACGAUUUCUACUGGACUAUUAUUAUUUGCCAGGGCAGGAGCAACUGUACAAAGAGUUCUUUCCGGGAAACAAAAGGUGUUUCUAUGAGAUGCGCCGAAAUGCCUCUCUAGUGCUCAUCAAUCAGCACGUGUCCCUGAGUUUCCCGCGACCGUAUUCACCCAAUAUGAUUGAAGUGGGUGGCAUGCAUAUCGAUGGAAAGUUAAGUCCGCUGCCGGAGAAGAUCGAAAGAUUUAUUAACGAAUCAGAACAUGGAGCAGUCUACUUUUCCAUGGGGUCGAAUCUCAAGAGUAAGGAUCUACCGCCAGCAAAGGUUCAGGAGAUCCUGAGAGCAUUUAGCGGACUAAAACAGCGAGUUCUGUGGAAGUUCGAGCUAGAGGAUCUGCCCAAUAAACCAGAGAAUGUCUACAUCUCCGACUGGUUUCCUCAGACUGACAUACUGGCCCAUCCGAAGGUCCUGGCUUUUGUGACCCACGGCGGAAUGCUGAGCACCACGGAGUCCAUUUAUCAUGGCAAACCCGUCAUAGGGUUGCCUAUCUUUAGCGAUCAGUUCUUCAAUAUGGCUCAUGCCGAGCAAACUGGCUAUGGUAUCAUGCUGGACUUCAAGACGCUGAAUGCCAAAGAUUUCAGGGAAGCCAUCGAGAGGAUUACAAGUGAGCCCUCGUAUACGAAAUUGGUUCAGGGCAUGUCCUUCCGAUAUCGGGAUCAGCAAAAUACACCCCUGGAGACGGCCAUUUACUGGGUGGAACAUGUGACCCGCCAUCAAGGAGCUGCCUAUUUGCAGAGUGCGGCCCAAAGACUGAAUUGGUGGCAGUAUCACAAUGUGGACGUACUGCUUAUUAUUUUUGGAGCAGUGAUCUUUCUGCUAAUUGGACUGCCUUUUGCCAUAUUUAAGCUAUUUAAGAAAAUAUUAUCUGGGGGUAAGAAAACUAAGGACGGAAAAGUUAAACGUAACUAG
Drosophila takahashii is the source of this 1566-nucleotide messenger RNA. It is a transcript of the gene Ugt302K1, whose product is annotated as UDP-glycosyltransferase family 302 member K1. The record is from RefSeq and is a predicted model, not a curated record. NCBI's taxonomy places the organism in Eukaryota, Metazoa, Arthropoda, Insecta, Diptera, Drosophilidae. Gene Ontology annotation, molecular function: UDP-glycosyltransferase activity.